Molecule: messenger RNA, 432 nt
Organism: Brenthis ino (lesser marbled fritillary)
Lineage: Eukaryota; Metazoa; Arthropoda; Insecta; Lepidoptera; Nymphalidae
Source: the annotation of a GenBank genome assembly
AUGGCGUUUAGUUUCCCAGCCUUUUCUUAUAUUAUAGCCCUAAUUGUAGACGCUUUCCUAAUAUUUUUCUCAAUAUUCCAUGUUAUAGCAUUUGACGAAUUGAAAACCGAUUAUAAAAACCCAAUCGAUCAAUGUAACAGCCUAAAUCCAUUGGUGUUACCGGAGUACUUGCUGCACUUAUUUAUAAACAUACUAUUUUUACUAUCAGGAGAAUGGUUCUCAUUGUUAAUAAAUGUUCCACUUAUUCUGUAUCAUAUACACAGGUACCGCACAAGGCCUGUGAUGUCUGGCCCUGGCCUGUAUGACCCAACAAGUAUAAUGAAUGCUGAUGUAUUGACUGUAUGUCAAAGGGAAGGUUGGAUCAAACUAGCAUUCUAUUUGCUGUCAUUCUUUUUAUACCUUUAUGGAAUGAUUGUGGUGCUUAUUGCGGUA